AUGGCGAAGCUGGCAGCAUUUGUGUUCUGCAUAAUAGUGGCUGGGUGUCCUUAUCCCGGCAUACUGGUGGGUUCUUCGCAUAGUCAUGCAAGUCACAAGGAAGAUCUGCACGGACACUGCAACGCAAACUGCUUCAAAUUGAUGGGGCCAAUCAGGGAUCAUAUCAAAGCCUUAGAGCGUGAACUUGCUUCAGUUAGGAUAAAGAACAAAAUCGAGAAGAUCGGCUGGUCCUGGUAUUAUGUCGAACACAUAAGUAAGCUGAAUUGGACAUCUGCGAUUAGCUUCUGCGAGAAGAUAGGGGGUCAUCUACUCGUUAUUGAGCAAAAAGAUGAGUUCAACGCCCUCAAGAAGAGAUUGGCACACAUAGGACAAUAUUGGCUGGGACUCACCAAUCAUGGCAAGGGCGCCACCAUGACCACGCUGGCCGGAAAGCCGGCUCCCUACCUUCAGUGGCCUCAAUAUCGUCAUAAUGACGGGCAUCAAUAUCAAUGCGCCUACUUUUUUCUUGGUAAUAUGUGGACCACUGCGUGUGCUGACGACUUGGCGUACAUUUGCAAGAUGAAUUACAAUAAAUGA
Molecule: messenger RNA, 576 nt
Organism: Drosophila eugracilis
Lineage: Eukaryota; Metazoa; Arthropoda; Insecta; Diptera; Drosophilidae
Product: accessory gland protein Acp29AB-like
Exons: 1
Coding region: 1-576 (191 amino acids)
Biological process (GO): biological process involved in interspecies interaction between organisms
Cellular component (GO): external side of plasma membrane
Molecular function (GO): carbohydrate binding
Source: RefSeq, a predicted model, not a curated record